UGGCUAGAAAGAUGGUGCUUAAGGGACACGGAAACUUCGGUGGCGUCUAGUGAGAGGAAAGUAAGGAGGAGUGCGCUGGUGGGGCCGUGCAUGAACUUGAGUGCAGCAGUAAGUGGUAGGAUCAUGCAGUGGCUGGUCAUGUGGUGCCAGGUCUUGCUCCUCGCAGAGGGCAUGCACCUGAUGCCCCAGUACUACGAGCCCUCAACUGAAGUGAACUGCAUCGAAUAUGCAACAUCAAAUCAAAAUAGGAUUGGUAGAAUUCUCAAAGAAGGAUGGCAUGCCCAGAAACCCAACCCUAGGAAGAUUAUCCAGAAACGUUCCGUCACCAUACCUGUCCAGUUUUCCCUCACUACGGAGCCAAUGUCGCGACGAAUGGAUGACAUUAUCAGCAACAUAAUACCGAGAGGCGCUCAUUUGCUUAAAGAACAUGCAAAAUUAGUUCAAGAUAUAAACAGCCUUCGUCAAGUAGUCUUCAUAUCGCCAUUCAUAGAAGAGUCAAAGGAUUACGACGAUUCCAUCUUUCAUGAGAUAAUUGAGACUUCACCGACUUCAACAAACAGACCGUCAUCGUUUAAGCCAUUUGUAAGCACCACACGGCCUCCUAUAAGUUCGACAAGACCACCAAUGAGUUCGACAAAAGGAAGUUCGAUUCCAAUCAUACUACUGGGUGGCGCGAGUCAACGGCAAGUGGUGAAGAGUCAACCAAUUACAUUUUUGAAACCGACCGUUAGCUUAGUCGGGACUACCAUCUCUCCUCUGGUCAAACAUCCGUACCCGUUCGUGAAUCCACAACGGAAGCCGAUGAAGAUCUGUAUGACUUCGCUACCUGCGAUGUUUACUACAACGAGGCGUCCACCUACUUUCUGGGACAAACUCAUAGAUUAUUUCAUACCCACCCGAACAAUAGGGAGAUAGGUGGAGUAGAUAGGUCAUAAUUUAAAUGCUUUUUAUACAUCUUAUUCAAUAAGUAGUGAUAUUAAUUUAAUGCUAAUCUGUUGCUUGUAUGUGGCAUGU
Messenger RNA from Spodoptera exigua (beet armyworm), 1014 nucleotides. The record is from the annotation of a GenBank genome assembly. Lineage: Eukaryota; Metazoa; Arthropoda; Insecta; Lepidoptera; Noctuidae.